UGGUAUUAGCCACUAACAAAAAAACUGCCAAGAAAAACAGUUCAGGAUGAGGCCGACAAUGAGCCAAGGACUUGCCUUUCGAAUGAAAUGGAAUUGAGCAAUCAAAUAAUUAUGCAAUUCUGCCAUCCUUUUAUGCUAUUACUCUGGCUAACUGAAAAUCCUACGGAAUAGGAAGUUAACUGAGAUUCUUAAAAUGCAAUCCCUGCUCAGUGUGAUAGGAGAAAAUGGUGGUUGAUGCAGGAUUCAUUGGAUUAGCAGGUGCAGAUUACAGUAAGAGAAUGGGAUAUGAUAUUGAGCGAUUUGUAGGCUAUGUAAACGAAGGACUGCUGUGUUGCAUCUGCCGAGAUGUGUUGGAGAAUCCUUUACAGGCUCCAUGUGAACAUGCCUUCUGCACAUCAUGUAUCCAUGGGUGGCUUGUGCAGAACCAUAAUUGUCCAGAAGAUCGGCAGGCUUUGGAUAUAUCCAUGCUUCGACCCCUAUUUAGGUAUAUGCGAAAUGAUUUGAAUCGCCUUCAGAUUUGGUGCAAAAAUAGACAACAUGGUUGUGAAACAAUAUGUUCUUUAGAAGUUAUUGACAGACAUGAACGAGAGUGUGAAUACAGCCAAGUUCCUUGCUUAAAUGCUGGUGGAAUUUACAUGUGUUAUGGAUGUGGUUGUACUGUUCAGGUAGAACGACGCAACCUGGAAUCUCACUUGGCGGUGUGUGAAUAUCGAAGUCGCGAAUGCCCAAAUGGAUGUGGCUAUGCUAUUCUCAGUGCUGAUGAUGUACAGCACAACUGUAUCGCAGAAUUGAGGACAGAACUAGAAUUGCUCAGGUCUGAGAUGAUUUGUAAAGUUGAAGAAGUAAGGCAUGAAAUGGAGUCCCGUUUAGAUUCUCAAAGAAGACACAUGGUACAGAAAGAAAGUCUUCUGCAAAACGAAAUUGAAGAACUUAAAAGUCAGAUGUCACGUGUGAUGUCAGAUAUGCGGAGACUUGUGGCAGAAGAAAGACAGCAUCGUCAGGAACUGGAACAAGCAGAACUUGAGAAAAGAGAACUGAUGGAGUUGUUGAAAAGCUUGCAUAAAGAAAACAAGCUUACCACAGGAGAGGGAAGUAGCAAAAGAAACACUAGUACCAGACCCCUCAAUCGACUGGAAAGCAUAAAAAGGAAACCCAAGGAGGUCACUGUUAUCUAAGAAAUGAAACUCACAUUUCAGUCAUUAUCUGCUGAACUUCUCAGAAGACCUUACUUCAAGAAUUGCUGCCAGAUGUCCACAAGUACUAAAUUCGGGGUGAUGUUAUGGAACGUUUCUUCAUUAGUCAAAGUUCUUAAAUUAUGCAGAUACACAUUGUGACUUUGCAACUACAUCUCCUGUCUCAUCACAUUUUCCCAACUGAACAGAAACAAAGCGAGGAGCAAUCACUGAUUUCUGUCACUCUGUCAACGAUUGGAUCAACUAUUGUAUUUGCACUUUAACCAUAUAGCCUUUUAAAAAGCACUUAUUUUAGGCAAAAUGUAGUUAAUCUGAGUUUAAAGAAGCAAGCCACCACAUUGAAACAAAGUGAUACAAUAUACUUAGUUGGUGUUUAAAAUAAAGAGUUAUGCCAAUUCA
This is a messenger RNA of Carcharodon carcharias (great white shark), 1592 nucleotides long. RefSeq names its product ring finger protein 41, like (gene rnf41l). Gene Ontology annotation, molecular function: zinc ion binding. The coding region runs from base 225 to 1175 and encodes 316 amino acids. Lineage: Eukaryota; Metazoa; Chordata; Chondrichthyes; Lamniformes; Lamnidae. The record is from RefSeq and is a predicted model, not a curated record. The transcript is spliced from 9 exons.